Passer montanus (Eurasian tree sparrow) is the source of this 1611-nucleotide messenger RNA. RefSeq names its product chromosome unknown C15orf62 homolog (gene CUNH15orf62). The record is from RefSeq and is a predicted model, not a curated record. NCBI's taxonomy places the organism in Eukaryota, Metazoa, Chordata, Aves, Passeriformes, Passeridae. The transcript has 2 exons. Bases 1061 to 1576 code for a protein of 171 amino acids.
ACAUGGGUGAGUGCAAUUCCUUAUCCUGUGCCAGCAAAGUGGUUCCUCCGGCUGUGAGGACACAAUGAAAGCCCACAACAGAUAAGGAACAUCAAGAGGGAAAUUAAGAGUCUAAUUGGUGUCUUCGGAGACACCUGAGCAAAAUGACCUUUGGGUACUGGCAGCAGCAGUGUCUGAGAAAGCACCGAUGCUAUCAGCCCUCAGCCGGGAUCCUUCCAAGUCCCAUCCACCAACCCCAGGAAUUUGUGGGGCUGGAUGGAAGAGCCUGCCUGACACUCAUGCAGAUGAAUCACCCACACAAACCUGAAGCCCCACCUCACCCUGGGACUGAAAUUUAAAAGAGCCAGGAGAUUAUUUGCAGCCUGGUUUGGGAGCUCUGCUGACACGAGGAGCCCUUGGAGCAGCGGGAGGAAGAACAGCCUGAUCCAGGUGGGCUCCCAGCACGUGCUCCCGGCUGCCUGAGCGUGGGCUGAGGCUCCGCCACUCCACACACCUACUUCCUGCAAUCCUGGCAAUUACCAAUGGAGUGAAACCCGGUUUCUGACUCAGCAAGGGCUUGGCUCAAAACAAACACAUCCACGCAGGGAGCCGCAGCCCGGGAAGCAGCGACGGGUGGCACAUGAAGGGACGGCAGCGGCAGCGCUGCGGAGUUUUGGCAUUCUGGGUCCAACCUGGCUGAAUUCCUGGACUCCUGGCUGAAUUCCUGGACUUGCUUCUUCAUCCUGCUCUCCGAGUGCUCCAGCAGCUUCUCCUCUCCGCUCCUGGACUCCGGGCUGCUCCAACACAGGGUCCCGGAGCCGCAGCACACGUUUAACGAGCUCGCUCACACGCCGCCGCUCCUCUCCACUCCAGGGGGAGACUCCUUCAGAUCCAAGACAAGCCAAGUGCUCCUUGCCACGGCGUGGAGUUUGCAUUUCCUGCACUACCAGCCUCUCUGUGUUCCUUGCAGCUCCGGGAACGGGGCAGGAAGAGGUCGAUCCUGUUGCGUGGCUCUCUGCUGAUCCCUGGGCUCCCGCCUGUGAGGAGUCAGCAUUCCUGCUCCUCGCUGCCUUUCCUCACCAUGGAUACUUGGCGCAGGGGGUCCAUCAAGUCCACCACCUUCUUCCGACGCUUCUCCCUCAGGAGGCACAAAAAGCUGGGCAACCAAGUCAUCAUCCUGAACCAGAACAGCCACACUCUGGACAAGGACGGCCAGAAGAGGGAAUGCUUGAGGGAUCUGAAGGACAAGUCCGAGUACCUGUCCUGUCAGAGCGAGCAGAACCUGGCCAAGGCACAAGCCCCUCCCAAGCCUCCCCGGCUGUACCUGGACAGUUCCAGCUGCCCCAACAUCAUCGACCACACAGAUUCCCACUCUGACCUCUCCUUUUCUGAUGCUGCUCCGUACCACAAAGCCACUCCGACGCAUAAGGACCAAGCUACAGACCUCGGCACAUCAGAGGCAGGUCUCCCAAACAGCACCACUCUUCCCGACCUGGCUGACCCCUUCCUGUCCUUCAAAGUGGAUUUGGGGCUAUCACUCCUCGAGGAUGUGCUGCAGACCCUCAGGAAACAGAACCCGAGGGAUUACGCCAUUUGAAGGUACUCAUUGUCCAUCACAUCCCAGUUACUCAC